AUGAGGAGAGAGAAGGAAGACGGUGGCCGGCAGAGCUCCGGCACGGCGGCGGUUGCCGUCGACGUAGAAGAGAAAAAUGAAGAUCGUGACAAGUGGGUUGGAGUUGUAUGCAACUACCUCACAUCCCACAUUGAAGAGCUUUACCUCAGUACUAAACAUCCUCCUUGUUGGGAUGUCAAUAAGAAAAUAUAUUUUAGUGAAAAACCAUUACAAGGAACUAUUCCUGAUGUCUGGGGAAAUAUGACCUCAUUGGUUAGGCUUGAUUUAUCGUGUAAUCAACUUGAAGGGCUUAUUCCAACUUCCUUAGGAAAUAUGACUUCUCUAUCUGUACUCGAUCUGUCAUAUAAUCAACUUGAAGGUUCAAUUCCAACUUCUUUGGGAAAUGUGGCUUCUUCUCUUGUUACACUUGAUGUGUCAAAAAAUAAACUUAAAGGAAACCCAUUUGAAAGUCUUAAACCGCUUUAUGAAUUGUCAUACCUUGAUAUUGGUGAUAAUCAUUUUGAAGGAGUUGUCACGGAAGAUCAUCUUUCAAAUCUUACCAGCUUGAAUUGGUUUUAUGCAUCAGGAAACAAUUUCACUCUAAAAGUCCCAACUUNCAAGUGGAAUCCUACUUUUCAACUUACUUAUUUGGACAUGAGCUUCUGGAAAUUAGGUCCCAACUUUCCAUCAUGGAUUCACUCACAAAACAUCCUUNACUACUUAGCAAUGUCUAACACAGGGAUUUCUGAUUCUAUUCCAUCUUGGUUUUGGAAAACAUUUUCUGAUGAAAUUUCUUUUCUGAAUCUUUCUCACAAUUAUAUCCAUGGCAACCUUACAUCAAUGAUUCCAAUAUCUAUGGGUGCUAUUGAUCUGAGUGCAAAUAACUUAUGUGGUCGAUUACCCUCUCUUUCAUUUGGCAGGAAUUAUUUAGAUCUUUCGAGCAAUUCAUUCUCCAACUCCAUGGAGAAUUUUUUAUGCAAUAAUAGUAAUGUUGAUAAAAUGUGGUUUCUCAAUCUUGCAAAUAAUAAUUUGUCAGGAAAAAUACCUGAUUGUUGGUUGUUUUGGCCAAGUUUGGUGUAUAUAAAUUUGCAAAGCAACAACUUUGUCGGUAACUUACCCCCAUCCAUGGCUUACUUGGAAGCAAUGCAGUUCUUACAAAUUCGUAACAAUUCACUNUCAGGAACAUUUCCUACCAGUUUGAUGAAGAAUGACAAAUUGAUACUCUUGGACCUACGAGAAAAUAAACUCUUAGGAACUAUUCCAAAGUGGGUUGGAAAAAAGUUCUUAAAUAUGAGAAUCCUCUGUCUCAGUUCAAACAAUUUUUCUGGUCACAUUCCAAAUGAAAUAUGUGAUAUGAGUCUCGUUCAAGUUUUGGACCUUGCACAAAACAAUUUGUCUGGUAGUAUUCCUACUUGUUUCAGUAACUUUGGUGCCAUGACAUUAAUAAAUAGAAGUACAGAUUCUAUUAUAAAUUAUUCAUCACAUGUGAUAAUUGAUGCUUAUGAUUAUGGUACACUUAGUAUGUCUCUUUUGCUGAAGGGAAGAAUAGAUGAGUACAAAAACAUUCUGGGAUUGGUAACAAGUAUUGAUUUGUCAAAUAACCAAUUGGUUGGAGAAAUACCAAUAGANAUCACAUAUUUAAAUGGUUUGAUAUUUUUGAAUUUGUCCCACAACCAACUAAUUGGUCAUAUUCCAAGAAGCAUUGGUAACAUGGGAUCAUUAAUGUCCAUCGAUUUCUCAAUGAAUAAACUUUCUGGUGAAAUCCCUUCAACCAUUUCAAAUUUGAGCUUUUUGAGUAUGCUAGACUUGUCUUAUAAUCAUUUGAAGGGGAAAAUUCCAACAGGAACUCAAUUGCAAACAUUUGAUGCUUCCAACUUUAUUGGCAACCAUCUAUGUGACCCACCANUGCCCAUCAAUUGCAGCUCCAAUGCNAAANUGGAUCAUUUUCAUAAUAAUGAGAGAGGUAGUGAUAGGCAUGGGAUUACAGAAAACAGCUCUGGUAAUCCAAGUUCUUGGUAUCGGCACAAUGGUUGGCCUUCCACAGACAGCACUGCAGAAGGCCUGAAGACAGCCAUUCUGUUAUCAGAUUUGCCAUUUGAGAUUGUUUACAUGAAUCUAGAAGGAAACAAGUCUCACGUAGUGAACACUGCAUGGGCUAUGUUGGCACUCAUUCAAGCAGGACAGGAAAUCAUGGGAGUGUUCAAUAGGAAUAUUACUAUCAGUUACUCUGCCUAUAGAAACAUAUUUCCAAUAUGA
Vigna radiata var. radiata (mung bean) is the source of this 2235-nucleotide messenger RNA. RefSeq names its product receptor-like protein 12. Gene Ontology annotation, molecular function: protein binding. Bases 1 to 2235 code for a protein of 744 amino acids. Lineage: Eukaryota; Viridiplantae; Streptophyta; Magnoliopsida; Fabales; Fabaceae. The transcript is spliced from 8 exons. The record is from RefSeq and is a predicted model, not a curated record.